Molecule: messenger RNA, 1121 nt
Organism: Tribolium castaneum (red flour beetle)
Lineage: Eukaryota; Metazoa; Arthropoda; Insecta; Coleoptera; Tenebrionidae
Exons: 2
Coding region: 141-827 (228 amino acids)
Source: RefSeq, a predicted model, not a curated record
ACGUAUUUUUAUGAUAAGAUAAGGCAAAGAUUGAGACAUGUUCAACGAAAAAAUCUAAACAGCAAUAAAAAAUGUUUGGUUUCCAAUCGUUGCUCCAAAUUAUAACAUAUCGAUAACCAUGUAAGCAAAGAAAAACAAAAAUGUUGAAGUUUUUACUCCUUCUGGUUAUUUUUGAUCAGGCAGUGUGUUCGGUUGAAGUCGAAGUUUUGGAGCACUUGAAAACCUUGCAAGACCAAAUCGACCAACCUAUCAGCGCCUGCCUCAAAAAAUUGACCACGCAGUUCGAAAUGAUGGCAGCAAACUUCACAAAUUAUCAGUCUGAGACUUCGGAAAUAAUCGACUCACAUACUCAGUCAAUCUCUAGUCAUUUAGAUUCAAUUAGGGGCAUUUUUACCGAUUUUGGCAUCGACAUAAUUCCUUGUGAAGAGAUUAUCCAAGACGACAUCGAUCAAAUCUUUAGAUCAAGCAGCGAAGAAGUGACAAGAGUGUUAUUAUUUGGAUUCCUCACAGGUCGUCGUGUGGUUUCGGACGCGAAAAACAUGUUCACACUCGUGCAAAAUAAAACAGUCGAGAUUAGGCUGUCCGUCGAAGACUGCAUGUCGAUGCUUAGUUCGGACGGCUGUUUGAUCGAAGUCCUGUCCCGGAUUAUCCUCCUGCAGUACACGCUACCGGAAAUGAUCGAAAGUGUGGUUGAAUUACACGAGGAGCAAAUGCUCCUGAUUGAGGAGGAUGUGAUUUCCGGUUUGGAAAAAAUUAUUUAUAGAGUAACGAACAGUUACAGGGACGUUAUGAACGAUUUUGUUGUUUGUACGCUAAAGUAUUUGUAAAUAUAUGGAAGGUUGUUCCUCCGGAGUGGGAAAUACCGCAAAAACGAGAAUUUUGAUUUAAUUAGUUUCGCUGAAAACAUCUUCGGAGAAAGGAUUGUUAUGGGGGAGUGACGUCAUUUCAAAAUUGUGCCAAGCGCGCAAUAUUGUUGACAUGCUAUCGACCAGAGAGCGCUGCGGUGUAAAAAAUACUCAAAAAAUGUUUUGAAAUUACUAAAGUUAAGUAGGAAUUUUAUUUUGAUUUAUUCAUUGUCUUUGAGACUGUAAACUGUGAACAAUAAAGAGAACAUUAAUGAA